This is a messenger RNA of Paramisgurnus dabryanus, 2912 nucleotides long. The record is from RefSeq and is a predicted model, not a curated record. Lineage: Eukaryota; Metazoa; Chordata; Actinopteri; Cypriniformes; Cobitidae.
AUUCGUAAAUCUUUAAAAAUCGUAUGCUAUUAAAUCGAUCACAAGAUUAGUGUGUAGAUUGUAAUCAGUGCGUCUUCCCGCGGACGAUAUAAUGCACAUCAAGUAUUGUAGAGCAAUAAGACACUUACUAAUAGAGUAGAGUUUUGUACUGUACAGUCUAUCAUAAUUUUACAUCAUAACAUCACAAUAAGAUUUGUACUGUCAGUACAUUAUGUGAAAAAUCAUUUUAGAUUGUAAGUUUGAAAACUUAAUUCUGUGAUGUGUUACCACACGAAUUUGGACUCAUACUGUAACAUCAUGGUUACAUACAUACACUGAUGGUUCGAAAGACCCUAUCUCUGGUAGAACUGCUGCUGCAGUAUAUAUUCUGCAAUUUAAAACUAGUAUUAAAAAAAGAAUAUCAUAUCAUGUAUCUGUGUACGCAACAGAAUUAAUUGCUAUGGUGGUAGCCAGUGGGUAGAGGAUUAAAACCAAGCUUAGUAACAAUUUGUUCUGAUUCUUACAAGUGGACUAAAAUCAUCAAGGCAAGACAUUAUAUUCGAGAUACUUGCUAGUUUGAGUUAGUAAUGUAAGCUUAAUAAAAAAAAUUUGGGUUCCUGCUCAUGUGCGAGUGGAGGGGAAUGAAGUGGUUGAUAAGCUAGCUAAGGAAGCUCUAAAACAUUCAGAAAUAGAGGUCCAAAUUACUCUGAGCAAAAAUGAAGUUAAAGGGAAAAUUAAAGAAUUCAUAAAAAAACAAAUGGCAAGAGGCAUGGAAUUGUGACAGCAUGGGUAGGUUUAUGUAUAACAUUCAACAGCAAGUAGGAAAUGGAAGAUAUGUUGUCAGGAACAGAAAAGAAGAUACAGUAAUUUCACGCAUCCGAAUGCGUCGUACUAGAUUGAAUCACUCUCUGUUUAAAAUAGGAAAACAUGAAUCAGGGCAGUGUAAUUAUUGUAAUCAGCCAGAAUCCAUAGAACAUGUAUUACUAAAGUGUAAGAAAUAUGAAAAUGAAAGGUUAAAACUCAUUAAUAAAGUUAAGAAUAUGGGUGUUAAAGCAUUCAAUUUGAUAAAUCUUUUGAAAGAACAAGAAAAACAAAGUAUUAUAUAUGGUUCUAUUAUAAAAUAUAUUAAAGAAAUAAAUAGGAGUAUUUGAUAGAAUUUAACCUUUUUUUUUAUACUUUUAUGUGAAUGUCAUAUGCCUACCAAUGCUUCACACUCCAGUCUAGUUGGUGGUAAAUGCACCAUAAGUUGGUUUGCCAUCCGCCAUAAAAAGCCAAUAGAAGAAGAAGAAGGUGACGCAUUUCCGCUCGCCCGCUAUUGGAGGUCACGUGUUUCCUGUUUGAGAGUGGAGCUCCACUUGCCCACAUGUUCUUGUUAAACUAAGGUGUGCUCAUAUAAACCUCCACAGAUCGAUCCUUAUGCAGAUACGCUUUAUUUAGCAUUAAAUGUUCACGGAAUUUGGCAUUUAUUUUAUUUUAUAAGUCAUUCGCGAAGAACAAUUUGCGCAUCAGGUUAAGGGUGUAAAAGCAGUCUGUUGCAACCAUGGGACGGUUUCUAUAUGUUACACUUGUACUUUCAGUUUCAUAUCAGCUUAUAUUGCCUUGUUACUCAUUGGAUUGGGACAGCCAGUCUAGUUCCCUUCAUAAUGUAUGCUCCAUUGUUACAAGUUUGUCCGAGGAAGCCCACAGUUGCCUCGUCUCUGUGGUUGGUGAAAAGGUAGUAGAUUCGUCCUUAAAGUCUGCACGUAAUGGCGUCAAGUUGGGGUCAGAAGCAACGGUAGCGGCUCUCAACGUGGUCAUCCGAUACCUUACUGAAAUCUUGGAGGCAGCGGGAAUUAACGCCAAACUACCCUUCAAUCAAGUUACUGCAGAGGGAGUGAUUUAUGUUGCUCAGUGGGCCCUGCUGGCUCUGGUUGCCUUCUGGAUAUUAGUCCUGCGUCUGGUGGUCGGAGCUGUGAGACAGGCACUGUGGCUACUUAAGGUCAUCUUUACAGUUGCCAUGUUCUGGUUGAUAUUCCAGGGAAUAUACAGCAAUCUGUCCCAUCCCUACCCCAUGGACACCCUGUACUCAGAAACCACAGCACUGAGAUUAGCAGGCCUGGUGUGCGUUUGUGUCCUAAUAGGUGUAGGUGGAUCAUCGACACAGCGAGAUACACACCUCGAGGACAAAAUCAAGAAGUUGGAGAGACGGCAGAGAGAUAUGGAAAGAAACUGAGUGGAAUAAGGAAACCUACACCCGGUCCUGAAAUAACUCUUGCUUUCUUGCAGCACAGUUGUUAAUUUUGAGAAUGUCAUUUUGUAAAUUAUGGUGAAUUUAAACUCAGAAAUAAAAGCAACGUUUUGUUAAACUCAUGCAUGAUUCAUUUAUAAACUUCACUGUAACAAAAAUCUUUUUUGGACUUUACGUUCAAUUAACUUGGAUUUACACAUCAUUUUGACUGUGUAUGAGUGAUGAGUUGCUGUAACUUAUAAAGUUGACAUAACUAUAGCAAAUUCAACUUAAUAAGUUGCAGCAAUGCAUCACUUGUCAAGAUAGUUGAAAUGACUAGGAAAUACUAGUUGAUUAAACUUUAAAAUUUAAGUGCAAAAUAUUUUUAACCGUUUUGUUUCAACAUUUGUAUGUGUUAGAAUAUGGAAUAGGGCAUUUGAAUGAAAUAGUUAAAUCAAAUGCACACAGAGAAGGGAUUAGUUUGCAGGUACUGGGUCAGGUUACAGGUUAUUUAGAGAAAUCAAGUGCUCCAAUUGCAUUCAAACAAUCAUGUUUAUGUUGCUUAUUUUGCUACAUUAUUCAGGGAUGAAGUAACAUUGCAAAAUGUGUUACUUAAAAAUGCAUCUGUCCUCUGCAUGUGUGGUAUCUUAAAAUGUUUUUUCUACCGUUGCAGGAUUAUUGAUAUGAUAUCUCAAGUAAUACUCUAAUGUUUCGAGUACUGUGCCAU